Lasiosphaeria miniovina is the source of this 624-nucleotide messenger RNA. RefSeq lists its product as uncharacterized. The coding region runs from base 1 to 624 and encodes 207 amino acids. The record is from RefSeq and is a predicted model, not a curated record. The transcript has 2 exons. Lineage: Eukaryota; Fungi; Ascomycota; Sordariomycetes; Sordariales; Lasiosphaeriaceae.
AUGGCGCCUGGAUAUUUCUUCAUGGUGGCAGUGCGCCGCCUGCGGGCCGCGUACCCGGAGCUGCGAGACGCAACCAACCUCGUUCCCCCAGCCGGCCGAUAUGUUCUCUGGAAUGACAUGGACACCGUCGACGGCACAGUCUACCACACGUAUUGGUACGAGAAUACCUUGGACAUCGAUGGUCUGGGGGAGUCCUGUCGCGUCAUUCGAUUCGCCGACAUCCCUGGCACCCUCUCGGGCGAUGUCCUCGGGCUCAAACGUAAGCUGCCGCCCUUGGAGGCCGAGGGCGACUACAUCAUCGACGUCAGCGCUGCGCUGAUCUCGCUCCCCGUGAUCGCCGUCGACGUACUCGAACACUUCAAGAAGUGCAAGUAUGCCACCGAGACCCACAAUCUGCUCGCCUGCCAGGGCGGAUCCUGUCCCGGAGUGCCCAAAUCCGCCCAUGUCGUCCAGCUGCUCGGACGGUCGCCGGACGGCGAAUUGGUGUUUGAGCAAUUCGCUCGACACUUGCUCGCGGCCGUGCAUCCCCUCGCAAAGUGCAAGGCAUGGAUUCUGCAGCUCAUUGACGGGCUCGGACCCUGCACUCGCUCGACAUGGUGGAAAACAUCUAAACCCAAACUUUGA